This is a messenger RNA of Prionailurus viverrinus (fishing cat), 1783 nucleotides long. RefSeq names its product GDP-mannose pyrophosphorylase A (gene GMPPA). The transcript is spliced from 13 exons. The coding region runs from base 323 to 1585 and encodes 420 amino acids. The record is from RefSeq and is a predicted model, not a curated record. Gene Ontology annotation, molecular function: transferase activity. NCBI's taxonomy places the organism in Eukaryota, Metazoa, Chordata, Mammalia, Carnivora, Felidae. Gene Ontology annotation, biological process: biosynthetic process. Gene Ontology annotation, cellular component: cytoplasm.
GAGCCGAUGGAGGGGUGGCGAAAGUGGUAGGAGGGAGGGGACCGCCCCUAGACCGGUGGCUGCUCGGAGGUCCCGGCUGGCCCUUCGGAGGUCUGCUCUUGUGUUAGCCCCGCAACCGCUGUCUAAGCAAGGCUAGGGUUUGUUAGACGGAGUCAGUUGUAGGGUUCAGAGGGUCAGCAAUCAAUCCUCCGAAUGCAGAGUUUUAGCACUCGUCGCCAGUAUUGGGACUCAGGGGCUAGUAGAUUCCGUGUUUAAGAUGCCAAGGGAAUCUGUCUUUUGAUUCAGGGUUCAUCACUUAGAGGUUUAGGUAGCGAUUGCCAUCAUGCUGAAAGCUGUGAUCCUGAUUGGAGGCCCUCAAAAGGGGACUCGCUUCAGGCCUUUGUCUUUUGAGGUGCCCAAACCCCUGUUUCCAGUGGCAGGGGUCCCUAUGAUCCAGCACCACAUUGAGGCUUGUGCCCAGGUCCCUGGGAUGCAGGAGAUUCUGCUCAUUGGCUUCUACCAACCUGACGAGCCCCUUACCCGGUUUCUAGAGGCUGCCCAGCAGGAGUUUAACCUUCCAGUCAGGUACCUGCAGGAAUUUGCGCCCCUGGGCACAGGGGGUGGUCUCUACCAUUUCCGGGACCAGAUCCUGGCUGGGGGCCCUGAGGCCUUCUUCGUGCUCAACGCUGACGUCUGUUCCGACUUCCCCUUGAGUGCUAUGUUGGAUGCCUACAGACACCAGCCUCACCCUUUCUUGCUCCUUGGCACCACGGCUAACAGGACACAAUCCCUCAACUACGGCUGCAUUGUAGAGAAUCCACAGACACACGAGGUCCUGCACUACGUGGAGAAACCCAGCACUUUUGUUAGUGACAUCAUCAACUGCGGCAUCUACCUCUUUUCCCCUGAAGCCCUGAAGCCCCUUCGGGACGUCUUCCAGCGUAACCAGCAGGAUGGGCAACUGGAGGACUCUUCAGGCCUAUGGCCAGGGGCAGGCACCAUCCGCUUGGAACAGGAUGUGUUCUCAGCCCUGGCUGGACAGGGCCAGAUCUAUGUACACCUCACUGAUGGUAUCUGGAGCCAGAUCAAGUCUGCAGGCUCAGCCCUCUAUGCCUCCCGCCUCUACCUGGGCCAGUACCAGCUCACUCAUCCAGAACGCCUGGCCAAGCACACCCCAGGGGGUCCACGAAUCCGAGGAAACGUUUACAUCCACCCAACGGCCAAGGUGGCCCCGUCGGCUGUGCUGGGCCCCAAUGUCUCCAUUGGGGAGGGGGUGACCGUGGGCGAGGGUGUGCGGCUCCGAGAGAGCAUUGUCCUCCAUGGAGCCACGCUGCAGGAGCACACGUGUGUUCUGCACACCAUUGUGGGCUGGGGGAGCACUGUGGGGCGCUGGGCCCGUGUGGAGGGUACCCCCAAUGACCCCAAUCCCAACGACCCGCGAGCACACAUGGACAGUGAGAGCCUCUUCAAGGAUGGGAAGCUGCUGCCUGCCAUCACCAUCCUAGGCUGCCGCGUCCGGAUCCCUGCUGAGGUGCUCAUCCUGAACUCGAUUGUUCUGCCACACAAGGAGCUGAGCCGCAGCUUUACCAACCAGAUCAUCCUCUGAGGGGGACUGCCAGAAGGCACCCCUCCAACUCCUGCCCACCCCCCUCGAGGCUGCUGCCUGCAUGGCCAGCCUCUGUCCAAAAAGACCGGAGGAAGCCAGGCAGGAUCUUCACAUGUCGGGGAGCAACGUGGGUGGCCGGGUGGCUGGGGAGACUCCAGGCCUCCCUCUCUGCUCCCUAAUAAACCCCCGUGAACCUUG